AUGGAUAUUAAAGAUCAAGAUAACCAAGAUACUGCUAUUUUUCUUUCAACUAUUUUAACUAAUAGUCAAAAAUUACCUGAAACAGAAGUUCAAUCUUUAAUAUGGAUAGCUCAACAAUAUUCUUUACCGUGGAAUAUUACUAAAACUGAUUGUAAAUCUAUUAAUAACAAUAUUGUAUUCGAGUCAAUCACAUGUAUUACAGAUCUGGAUGAUAUAGAACAUGUCACAAUAGUAGUAAUUGCUAAUGAGAUUCCAUACGAUAAUGGUUUUCCAGAUCCACUAUUAGAGAUAAAUCUACCUUACCUAGUAGAAUUUUCCUCUUCGCCAAGGUAUCCAGUUAAAAAUUUAAGUAUUAGUAUUUUGGAUAAAUUAGACAAUCCAAAUCAAAUUGCUUUAAAUUCUAUUUGUUUAAAUUCAGAAAACUUUACUAUUCCUUCAAAUUUCCCUCAGAAUUUACCAAAAUUAGUAUUAUUUGAAAAUGGACCCCUCUCUACGCUUUCCUCAGAUAUCCCAAGUAGUUUAUUAAAUAUUUAUAAAGUAUCUUUAUAUGGUCAAAUCGAUCCUUCUAUGAAGAUCAUAAUUAAUCCCAACGAGCAAUACAAAAUUAGAUUUUUAACAGUCUUUUAUAUUCCUAAUCUUAAUCUCAUCAUUGGUGAUAAUUUUCCAAUAUUAGAAGGAUUGAAUUUAAAUGCAGCUUCGUCAGCUUCUCUUAUUCUUAGUUCUAAAACACUAAAUUUGUUGGUAUUGCAAAAUGUAGAUUGUACUGUAACGGAUGCACCAAACAUUAAAUCUCUUUUCUUUUUUGAUGGAUCUUUUUCACCAAUGAACUUGACAAUGCUACCUUCAUUAAAAAGAGUUUAUAUCAUUGAAAGUCCAACUUAUAAUUCUUGGCCCCAGGCUAAAUGGUUUGCAGAUAAGAAUAUUACUCUCAUGACCGGUACAAUUCCAGAUGAAUAUUCAGCUAUUAAGUUCUUUAGUUUGAGUAUCAACAAUAUGGAGCUGGUUAAUGGAAGUGUUUCAGAAAAAUUCUGUGCCACCAGUAAACUCUCACUGACAGGAACUAAUAUUACCUCAGUUCCAGAUUGCAUUUAUUGUUGCUGGGAUUUACUUUCGAAUGGAAUGCCAUCAACUAUUCAAAUCGACCCAAAUUUUACUUGUCCCUAUCAAAUUAAUUCAAUAACAUAUGUAAUGACACCUUCAUCACAAGGUAAAAUCACUAUUAGUGGUAAAAAUCUUGGAUAUGGUUUCAAUGAAGAUACCUCACCAAACUUGAAAGUAAUUGUACCAAAUUCACUCUUUGAACUUUCAAAUCUUCCAUCUUUUGGUAGUCAAAAUGUUAUGUUUUCAUCAAUAUUCCAACUUUAUUAUCAAUUAGAUUGGGUCACUGAUGUUACAAAUAUUCAAUCUAUCUCUGGACAACAAACAGAGUUUGCGUUAUAUGUUUCUAUUAAAGGUACUUUCAAUAGUACUUGGAUUUACAGUACAAAUGUAAAUAAUCAACUUUGUGUUGUUACAUCGUUGGUUGCCGAUACUUUGAAUUGUACUAUAACCAAACCAAUCAUUGACUUUACGUCAGAGCUUCUAAGUGUUAACAUGUCAAGUCCAUAUCUCUCAUUCAAUGGGAAUGGAACUUUUGUGAUGAUGUAUCCUGUAGUUACCUCAACCUCCACAGUAACUACUCAGGGUGGUGAUGUACAAAUCUAUGGUUUCUUUGGUAGAAAGAAUAGUAAACCAGUAGUUACAAUCGGUCAACAAAGCUGUAAAGUCUCAUUCUGGGGUAUCUACAAUAUAACCUGUGGUGUUUCAUCCUUACCAAAGGGACAAACCAAUUUAACAGUAACCAUCGACAAUUUUGUACAUUAUUCAAAUAUGGUAAUUGUUCCAUUAAACUUAACAUAUUGUAUCGAUCCAACUGAUUCCAAUCCUGUGAUAUGCAAUAAUCAUGGUAGUUGUGUAAAUGGAUAUUGCAGUUGUGCUGGUGGAUUCAGUGGAUUCUAUUGCGACUCAAAGACAUCUGGUGGAACUAUUAAUCCAAACUCAACUACUCCAUCCGCUUCUUUUAUUGCUGAUGACCAUCAAUUCGAUUUCAAUAUGGUAUCGAUUCAAGAGCUAGGUCCAGACGCGUCUGUUGCCUUUGAAUUGCUAACUAAUAGUUGGAACUAUAGAAAAGAAGAAAACCAAACAUUAACAAGCCUCUACUAUUAUCUAAACAAUACAAGACCAGAUCUUUUUGUAAUUGUAACCAUUCAAUACUCGCCAGAUCCAAGAACCGUUGAGUUUGCAGGUGUAACAUCAAACUUACCACCCAAUUCACUUAAAGUAACCGUUCAAAUAGAUGGAUGGGAGUAUCUAUCAACCUUAAAUACUCUAAGAGUUGUAUUCUCCACUGAACAAAGUAAUGUACCAUCGGAUUGUGCUGAGUCAAAAGAAACCAUUGGUGUAAAUCAACUUGAUAACUCUGUACAGUACCUAAAGAUUAUUAAGAAUGGUGUUGCUUUCUAUGGAAACUUCUUACCUGUUGUUCUUUCAAACGGUAGACCUGCCUAUUCAAAGAAUGAAAUUGUCAAUCAAACUGAUGACCAAAUGUGGAUUGGUGUUUCUUUACCGCAAUGUGCAUACUGUUUGAUCGAUCCAAGUUUCAACGUACUAAUCAACGUUGAUGGAGGAUGUAAGACCAAAGGUUUGAAAGCAUGGGAAAUCGCUACCAUUGUCACUGUUGUCGGCAUAUUUACUAUUGCUGCUGCUGUUGGUGCAAUCAUUUACAUCAAAAAGAGAAGAAUUAUCAAUUAUGAAUCUCAAAAAUUGAAAUCCAAACUAUCAAGAAUAGGCAGUUAA
Messenger RNA from Heterostelium album PN500, 2835 nucleotides. Its product is annotated as calcium-binding EGF-like domain-containing protein. The record is from RefSeq and is a predicted model, not a curated record. The coding region runs from base 1 to 2835 and encodes 944 amino acids. NCBI's taxonomy places the organism in Eukaryota, Evosea, Eumycetozoa, Acytosteliales, Acytosteliaceae. The transcript has 13 exons.